AGCGGAGGGAGACUGCAGGCAGCCGCUGCUCUGAAGAUGGCCCACCGCUUCCACAGGCCCGCGAGCCGCCGUGGAAGGUGAUAACGUUCAUCCCAUUCGGUCUGCACUCUGAAUUCUCGAGGAAAGCAGGGAAGCUUAUUUCCGCUUGACGGAGGAGGGCAGGGAGGCUCCCCGGGGCUAAGUUCACGCGGCCAGCCCGUCAAGCAGCCCGCCGCAAAGCCCGCCUUCCUUCCACCCCGCCAGGCUACCUCCUCUCGCCUCCGGAGCGUCCGUGGGGACCACUGGGCUGGAGUUAGAGCCCACCUGGAGUUUCAGAAACUCUCAGUGUGUCUGCCUGGACGAUUUGUCACAAGGAACAAUGCUGCCCCGCUGGGAACUGUCUUUUUACCUGUUUGCUUCACUAGGCUUCCACUUAUAUUCUUUCUAUGAAGUUUACAAAGCUUCUAGAGAACAUGAAGAGGAGCUGGAUCGACAGUUUGCCCUGGAGAUUGGCACUUUAUUUGGAGGAUUAAAGAAGGACCCGACCGACUUUGAGUGGAGCUUCUGGAUGGAAUGGGGCAAACAGCGGCUGGUGCAGUUUCUGUUUGGUCACAUGGCUGUGUCUCAGCUGGCCAACAUGCUUGCAAGGAAGCACAGACCCUGGAUCCUGGGGGCUUAUGGAAUAUGGGCCUCCUGGUGUGUGCUGGGGGCCCAUGGCACCGCCAUUAUUUUUCUCCACACCCUCAUCUCCUUCUGUGUAGCCCAGUUCCAGUCGCUGGUCCUCACAUGGCUCUGUUCUCUCCUCCUGCUCUCCACACUGAGGCUGCAAGAUGUGGAGGAAGUUAAGAGAGGCUGGUACCAGACAGAAAACGAGUACUACUUGCUGCAGUUCACGCUGACUGUGCGCUGCCUAUCCUACACCAGCUUCAGCCUGGAGUUCUGCUGGCAGGAGAUGCCCACCAGGAGCAGCUUCUACUCCUUUCCCUGGCUGGUGGCCUAUGUCUUCUAUUACCCUGUCUUCCACAAUGGGCCCAUCCUGAGCUUCCCGGAGUUCAUCGCAAAGAUGCAGCGGCAAGAGGACUGCUCGCUGAAGUCCAACCUUUCUGCCUUUGCCGUGGGGCUGGGUCGCCUCCUCUGCUAUUGGUGGCUGGCUGAGCUGAUGGUUCACCUCAUGUACAUGCACGCUAUCUACGGCAGUGCCUCCCUCCUGAGGGCUGUCUCUUGUUGGACCUUAGGAGGACUGGCGUUGGCCCACGUGCUCUUUUUCUAUCUGAAGUACUUGGUGCUCUUCGGUGUCCCAGCUCUACUCAUGCGCCUGGAUGGACUCACGCCGCCGCCCCUCCCUCGCUGUGUGAGCACCAUGUUCAGUUUCACUGGCAUGUGGAGGUAUUUUGAUGUUGGACUGCAUGAUUUCUUAAUCAGGUAUGUGUACAUUCCAGUAGGCGGGUCCCAGCAUGGCCUUCUGGGGACACUGUUUUCCACCGCAGUGACGUUUGCGUUUGUGAGCUUCUGGCAUGGUGGCUAUGACUACCUCUGGUGUUGGGCGGCCCUCAACUGGCUGGGAGUCAGCGUGGAGAACGCAGUCCAGAGGCUUGUGCAGACCCCGUGCGUCCAGGACAGUGUGGUCCAGUUCCUCUCCCCGCAAGCCCGCCGCCGAUUCCACGCCGCUCUGGCGUCCUGUUCCACCUCCAUGCUGAUCCUGUCCAACCUAGUGUUUCUCGGGGGCAGUCAAGUGGGGAAGAUCUACUGGAACAGGAUCUUCAUACAAGGCUGGCCAUAUGUGACCCUCUCUGUCCUGGGAUUCCUCUACUGCUACUCCCACGUGGGCAUCGCCUGGGCCCAGACAUACUCAGUGGACUAAUGCCGCCCGGCCGGCACCAGCCCUUCCUGCUGGCCUCCAAGGCAAAUGGUGCUUCACCCUGACCUCGCACACCAAGAUGACCUCCAAGGAACCAGUGCUUCAUCUGCCCAUCUUUUGUUGAAGUUACCUCACUCCAAGACUGGAAGCUUGAGCUCUCAUAGAAAAUUGACAACCAGUGAGGCUUCUAACUUUGGGGACCCAGAGCUCAUCUCCCCCAGCCCCAUCAUUUUCCUGUUGAGUAAGCAGGGGUCCACAGCAGUAUUAUCUUGCCCAGCUGCACAUGGUGACAUUGUGGUCUAGAACCCAGUCCCAGGGGCCCUUCAGGUUCUUUCUACUUUACCAAGAAUUAAAUGCAAUAGACAUCAAUUGGAGCAUAGAAGUCCUGAUUAGUGAUAAGGCCUGUCCUCCACUGGCCGUAUUUCUGAAAUAUUUUGCUAACAUCUAAGUGACCUCUUCCCCAUGUCCUGCAGUGUGGUCUCUAGAACCAGCACUGAGGUCUGAGCUUCCCACUUCAGCUCCGUAGCAGGGAGGAGACAAAGCCACAGUCAAGUUUCUCAUUGCCCAGUCAAAGAAGACACGACCUGUCCUAUAGUGUUCCAAGGGGCCAGUACCUAAGGAGAUCUGUUAUUGGAACACCGUCACUGUGAUCGACAUUUGGAUGCUUGUUCCCUAGAUUUGCAGAGAAGUAUAAACAUGGCAGUUCCUCUACCAGACAGUUAAUCUUCGUUUCUCAAUGAAGAAGCAGAAUUAAGGAACCAUGAGCUAGCGCGUCCACAGACAGGUGCUAUCAGGCAAGUGACAAAGGGUAGGGAUGGUUUCCUGGGGUCUUUUCUCCUCUCCACACAAGGAAGCCCCCAGCUUCCUGCUCACUGGUGUACACUCAGUGGUUUACAUUGUUUUGUUUUGUUUCAAAUAAAAUGGAGCCUUUUCUGUCA
Molecule: messenger RNA, 2775 nt
Organism: Mirounga angustirostris (Northern elephant seal)
Lineage: Eukaryota; Metazoa; Chordata; Mammalia; Carnivora; Phocidae
Gene: HHAT
Product: hedgehog acyltransferase
Exons: 13
Coding region: 359-1840 (493 amino acids)
Biological process (GO): protein palmitoylation
Cellular component (GO): endoplasmic reticulum
Molecular function (GO): palmitoyltransferase activity
Source: RefSeq, a predicted model, not a curated record